CGAUGAAUUAUGCAUAACCUUCUUGCCUUGCAUCGUUCAGGCCCAAGACAACACCAUGGGACGCUUAAGGAAGAAGGGGAAGGCAGGCGCAGCCAAGGCUUAUAUGACGCGUUCUACCGCGGUGAAAAAGUUGCAAUGCUCACUGGCUGAUUUCAGACGGUUGUGCAUUUUAAAAGGCAUAUUUCCUCGCGAGCCGCGAAACAAGAAGAAGGCCAACAAGGGGUCGACUGCACCGACAUCCUUCUAUUAUGCGAAAGAUAUUGCGUAUCUUCUGCACGAGCCUGUCCUGAACAAAUUGCGAGACCAUAAAGCAUUCGCAAAGAAAAUCUCCCGUGCACUCGGAAGGGGUGAGUGGAGUAUCGCGAAACAUCUGGAGGAGCAAAAACCUUCGUAUAAGCUGGAUCAUAUCAUAAAAGAGAGAUACCCCACAUUUAUUGACGCUGUGAGGGACAUCGACGAUGCAUUAUGCAUGAUAUUCCUUUUUGCCUCGCUUCCAGCGAACGACCGCGUUUCCGCUGCGCUGGUAGCUAAUUGUUCCCGUCUCGCUGCCGAAUGGCAGUUAUAUAUAAUGCAUUCACGGUCGCUCAAGAAGGUCUUCUUGUCGAUCAAGGGGAUCUAUUAUCAGGCAGACGUCAUGGAUCAGAAUGUAACAUGGCUUGUACCCUAUCAGUUCACUCAGAAUGACGUCCGGGUGAUGCUUACUUUCUUGGAGCUCUAUCAGACGCUGCUGGGUUUCGUGUUCUUCAAGCUUUACACAGACGCCGGGCUAAUUUAUCCUCCUCCCCUGGAUACAACUCGAGAUGAAGCUGGGGCGGGCAUCGGCGCAUUUAGUCUCCAAGUAGCCGACCGCAAAGUCGUGGCUCUUGAACCAAACAAUACUGCGAAAAAGGCCUCAUCAAAGGAAGUCCGCCGAGCGAUCAAGAGCAUCGCUACAGGGAAAUCACCAACUGGUCGUGUUGAGUCCAUGGACGUUGUCGAUGACCCACCCAAGGCAACGGAGGUAGACGAGGAAUUCGUCCCUCAUCCAUCCGCCAAUGAUUCCAGCCCGACAGCAUCGCUUCCUACUUUGCAAUCGAUAUCUUCAGUUCCUAGGUCGAAUUCCUCAUCUCUCUUCUCGCCAUAUACAUUUUUCCUGUCACGUGAGGUUUCACGACCUGUGUUCGAAUUUUUAAUUCGUUCUUUUGGAGGUCGCGUGGGGUGGCCCGUGUCUUCUGGGAGCGGAUCGCCUUUCACUGAAUCCGAUGAGAGCAUCACUCAUGUCGUCAUCGAUAGACCCGCAGUUACCAGAAAUAACGAGUCUUGCGAAGGAAGUGAGCAAAAAGGAAAGCGAAAAUACGUGCAGCCACAAUGGGUUGUAGACUGCAUUAACGCCGGGCGGAUACUCCUUGAAGAUCUCUAUCGUCAAGGCGCGACUCUUCCACCUCACUUGUCACCAUUCGAUGCCAAACCCGGCGCUUAUGACCCGACUGCACCUUUGUCCGAGGACGAAUCAGGAGCUUCCAUUCAUGAAGAGAAUGAGGAAGUAGGGGGAGCCGAAAGUGACAGCGAAGAAGUGAAAGGUGGGACGAAGAAAGCUGUACCUGUGCACGUCGAUGCAGAAUCUCUGCGCGCCGCAGAGUUGGCUGCAGAAGUUGCGGGAGUCGAGUACGAUGAAUUCCAGACAGGAGUAAAGAAGCUACAGACCACGCGCCGUGGAGUGGGGGGCAAAACUGCCAAGCGAUGCGACGAGGAGGAUAUGAGUAAGGUGUUGUUGAGUAACAAGAAGCGCAAGUUGUACGAGAGGAUGAAGCACAGCCAGAGGAAGCAGGCAGCCGAGCACGAUGCACUGAGGGAAAAGCGCAAAAAAAUCGACAGACAAAAUCGACAGUCUGCCCGAUGAUAGCCAGUGUCUGCUCUGGUCUACUAAACUCGGAGUCGUGACUUACACAGGUUGCAAAUGCGUACAUACAUACAUCGUUAGGUGUAGUAUACGAUGUUCGAAAAUGGAUUACUAAUUGUGAUGGAGGGUC
This is a messenger RNA of Pisolithus orientalis, 2009 nucleotides long. RefSeq names its product Pescadillo N-terminus-domain-containing protein. The record is from RefSeq and is a predicted model, not a curated record. Gene Ontology annotation, biological process: ribosome biogenesis; maturation of LSU-rRNA from tricistronic rRNA transcript (SSU-rRNA, 5.8S rRNA, LSU-rRNA). The coding region runs from base 56 to 1879 and encodes 607 amino acids. Gene Ontology annotation, molecular function: RNA binding. Gene Ontology annotation, cellular component: PeBoW complex; nucleolus. The transcript is spliced from 5 exons. Lineage: Eukaryota; Fungi; Basidiomycota; Agaricomycetes; Boletales; Pisolithaceae.